AUGCCGAAGAACAAAGGUGAGAAAAAGGAUUUGUCAUAUAUUCCACGAUCUUCGUAUUUUAAACUCUGUUUGUCUCAUUUUUACACAGGAAAGGGUGGUAAAAAUCGACGAAGGGGAAAGAACGAGAACGAGUCAGAGAAACGUGAACUUGUCUUUAAAGAAGAUGGUCAAGGUUUCUAGGCUUUUAUUUUCCUAUUUUCUUGACUUUUGAUUCGUUUCUAUUCUGAUUUUAUUUUUCUUUUGACUUUUGAAAAGAGUAUGCUCAAGUCUUGAAGAUGUUAGGAAAUGGAAGGUUGGAGGCACUUUGUUUCGAUGGGGCUAAGCGACUUUGUCAUAUUCGCGGAAAACUUCGCAAAAAGGUCGAGAAUCUUUUUAUUUGAAUGGAUUAUUUGAUUUUUUUUGACAUUUUUUUCGGUAUUUAAACUCCAUAAAAUCUAUUGCAAUAUCUGUAAUUUAUGGCCCUGUAAGCACUCCUACCUAUGUGCUUCAACUAUGGGUAGCUCGGUAAUUAUCAAUUAUAGGAAAGAGAAAAAGGCAAAAGAUGUAGUUAAAUUAAGUAACUUUACAAGCAUCAGAGCCUCUGUAUUUUGCAGGUCUGGAUCAAUACUGGUGAUAUUAUACUCCUUGGACUGCGUGAUUACCAGGUAUAGUUGACUGUUUUUAGAGAGAUUUAUUGAGCAUUAUAAUAUUUUAAAGAGAUCUUUAGAUUUCAAGGUUUGCCCAGGUCAUGGAAAAUGUGAAAAGCAAUGGAACUGAACAAUUGUAUCAAUUUCCAGGUCAGCAAUCCAUGAAAAAGAAUUUUUGGGUUUAGAAAGAUUUGAAAAUAUCAAGAGUAGUUCUCUUCUCAAACAGAUAGUACAAAAUAGCAAAGAGAAAAAAAAAGGUGUUAGUUCACAGACACAGAAAAGAGUCUUAGAAAGAAUCAUGGAUCAUAUCAAAAUGUUAUAUUCUUGAAUCAAUGUAACAAAUGUUGUUUAUACCUCUCUGAAUAUGUGUGUGGCAAAUUUCCAACUGAAACCCUGUUGGUAUGAGAAUUGGACAAGAAUGAUGAUGACUGGUUGAGGCAUUGUUAAAACCUGACUUUUUUUCGGGGGGCACUAAAAAAUAUUUAGUAACAGAGUAGUCUUGAAAUUUGGUGUUGCUUCAAAAUUAGCACCCUUUGGCUAAUGUUUUUGUGUCCUGACACAUAGAUGCUGUAUUAUUUUUUUAUAUCCUUACUAAAUCUCUGUAGCUGCUGUACAUUUUGAGUUUUAUAGGUUUUAAGAAACAUUGCAGCAUAUUCUCUUUGUUUCAAUUUAAAGGAUAACAAAGCAGAUGUCAUUUUGCGUUACAAUCCUGAUGAAGCACGGAACUUGAAGGCCUAUGGAGAGCUCCCAGACAAUAGUAAGUCAUUUCUUAGAAAUAGUGGAAUAAAAAUAUAAAAACUCUAAGAUUCUUGCUGGGCAAUUUGUUUUCCAGAAAUGGAGAAAUUAAAAAUCUUGGGAAACUGUGUUCCACUCAAACAUCAGUGAUGAAAUUCAGGUCUUCAGCAAUUUCAAUGUUUCUAUGUGAAAGAAAAUGCAGGCAUUUGAUUUUUGUUUUUCAAGUAUCUAGACCCUCUAAGAGGAUGUGAACAGUAACAAACCAUUUUGGAACAAAAUACUUCAAUUUUGUCUUGUUAUUGUGAUUGAAAAGAUACAGAUGAAUCGGAACUUCAUCUUGAUGUUAUUGUUUAAUCUGGAGUGGGUGAUGCAUUGGUGUAUCAAGUCAUAGAAUCCUUUCCUAUGCUAUUAGUAUCAAAUGAGUAUAAAGGAAUGUUCAGAGUCCAUCUCUUGUGCAGUACUUUUAAGUUUCUUUUAAACUGUCUUAAUGAGAGAGUUUAUCUUAUUGACUGACUGAAUUGGCCCAAACAGUCAGUGUCAAUGAACCUGUUCUAGUGUGAUGAAAAGAAAUUAUUUUUCUGGUUGUCUUUUCAUUGUUAUCUUGUUUCUUCAAGUUGCAACCUCUGUUUUGUUUUCAACACUUUGCAGUUAAGAUCAAUGAAAAUAUCGGACAAGGAGGAGAAGGAGAAGAAGAUGAAAUCCAAUUUGAUGAUUUUGAGGAUGAUGGAGAAGAUGAUGCUGAUAUUGAUGCAGUAAGUUUUUGUUGA
Molecule: messenger RNA, 2128 nt
Organism: Pocillopora meandrina
Lineage: Eukaryota; Metazoa; Cnidaria; Anthozoa; Scleractinia; Pocilloporidae
Source: the annotation of a GenBank genome assembly